This is a messenger RNA of Aspergillus tubingensis, 396 nucleotides long. It is a transcript of the gene pfy1, whose product is annotated as profilin. Gene Ontology annotation, cellular component: cell cortex. The transcript is spliced from 5 exons. Bases 1 to 396 code for a protein of 131 amino acids. Gene Ontology annotation, molecular function: actin monomer binding. The record is from RefSeq and is a predicted model, not a curated record. NCBI's taxonomy places the organism in Eukaryota, Fungi, Ascomycota, Eurotiomycetes, Eurotiales, Aspergillaceae.
AUGGGUCAGCACUCCGCUAUCUGGCAAGGAUAUGUCGAUUCCAGCUUGAUGGGAUCUGGUCAAUUUGACAAGGCCGGUAUUCUGAGCCACGACCUCUCCGGCCUUGAGGCUGGCUCUCCCGGCUUCACGAUCUCCCCUCAAGAACUCCAGGGCCUUGUCGCUGCCUUUAAGGACCCCAACUCUGCCUUUGGUACCGGUAUCACCGUUGGCGGAGAGAAGUUCGUCACCAUCAAGGCUGACGACCGCAGUCUGUACGGCAAGAAGGGCAAGGAGGGUAUCGUCGUCGUCAAGGCCGUCUCCUGCGUCAUGGUCGCCCACCACGCUGAGAACGCCCAGACCACGAAUGCCGCUACCGUGGUCGAGAACCUCGUUGACUACAUCAACAACCCCCGGUGA